AUGUGUAUUAGUCGAGUUGCUUAUAAAUUUCUUUUGCUUAUCUUAAUAUUCAAUGUUUAUUACACUGAAUCCGAUGAAAUUCCGUAUGAUACGGUUGUUUGUUUUGGCGAUUCCCAUUCUGAUACUGGUAAUGUUUAUAAUUUAACAGGUUUAAAAUGGCCUGUUGUUCCACCUUAUUAUAAUGGUAGAUUUUCUAAUGGAAAAGUUUGGAUAGAAAAAUUAGGAAUAUCUAAUAUUAUUAAUUAUGCAUAUGGAGGUGCUACAACUGAUAAUAACUUAGUAACAGGUUUUACAGAAUUUAGUUUGAGUGUACCAGGUAUUCGUCAACAGAUAAAUAAAUACAAAACUCUUACUGAUGUAAGUAAGAUUAAUUUUCUUCGAACAAUUUAUAUAAUUUGGGCUGGUGGAAACGAUUAUUUUUUUAAUAUAAGUUUAUCUUCGUCAACUGUUGUUAGAAGUUUAAUUAAUGGAAUAAAUGAUUUAAUUGAAAUAGGUGCAAAAAAUUUUCUUAUUCUUAAUCAACCACCUCUUCAAAUAUAUCCAGCUACUUUAGCUUUUAAUAUGCCUGAUUAUUUAAAUAAACUUACACUUGCACAUAAUAGUAAUCUAUCUAAUUCAAUUCAAUUACUUCAAUCAAAUUAUACGAAUAUAUUAUUUAAAUUAUUUGAUGUUUAUUCACUAAUUUCAAAUAUUCUUAUCAAUGGUUCGACAUAUGGAAUUAAUAGUACGACUAAUUGUUGGGAUACUCCAAAUUAUACUGUUGUUCAAUUAUGUUCAACUCCUGAUACUUAUCUAUUUAUUGAUCGAUAUCAUUUUACUACUCGUGUACAUCAAUUAAUUGCUGAUAAUGCACAAAAAUUACUUCAAACUUCAAAUGGAACUAUUAAAUCUCCUCAAUCUAUUUUUUAUGUUUUAUCUUUUUUUAUAGCUUUAUAUAUUUUAUAG
This is a messenger RNA of Rotaria sp. Silwood2, 945 nucleotides long. The record is from the annotation of a GenBank genome assembly. Lineage: Eukaryota; Metazoa; Rotifera; Eurotatoria; Philodinida; Philodinidae.